This is a messenger RNA of Mus caroli (Ryukyu mouse), 3418 nucleotides long. It is a transcript of the gene Foxo4, whose product is annotated as forkhead box O4. Gene Ontology annotation, biological process: regulation of transcription by RNA polymerase II. Gene Ontology annotation, cellular component: nucleus. NCBI's taxonomy places the organism in Eukaryota, Metazoa, Chordata, Mammalia, Rodentia, Muridae. The record is from RefSeq and is a predicted model, not a curated record. Gene Ontology annotation, molecular function: RNA polymerase II cis-regulatory region sequence-specific DNA binding; DNA-binding transcription factor activity, RNA polymerase II-specific.
AGUUCUGGAGUUGGGGAGGCUGGGGCCGCAAGAACCUUGACCCUUUCCAGAGUGACCUGGAGGGAAGAGGCGAGGGGAGGGAGAGCCAGGGGAGGGACAAGUGACGCCCGGGAGCGGGGCGUGGGGGAGGGCAGCGAUCCGGGUGGAGGAAAUUUGGGAGGAGUGUCCGGGGGGCAGCAACUUGAAAGGGGGAGGGAACUUCGCUGAGGAGACGUUCGGUGAUGGGAGCGCAAUGUAUGAGGGGAUACGGUGCCUCAGGUUUAAAAGAGCAGGAAGCUGAGUGAGAGGGUGCAGAAAGUGCCUUCGCUAGGCGGAGGUUACAGGUGGUGCCUCAGAGCGCUACUCUGAGGUUGCAGCCCGCCGGACUCCGGAGAGGAUCGGAGAACGGAGUGAAAGGGACAGUUUAGGAGCUAGAGUCCGGAGACGAGGGAGAAGUUCGUGACUUUCUGAGAACUGGAAAGAAUGUGUUUCCCCCCUUGGGGGAGGCAUGGUGAGGGACUGUGGCAGGCUCCACUGAUUGCUGAGCUGCAGAGGUUCGACCCCACGUAUGGAUCCAGGGAAUAAGAAGUCAGCCACAGGGGCUGCCGCGAUCCUAGACCUCGAUCCCGACUUCGAACCCCAGAGCCGUCCGCGAUCCUGCACCUGGCCCCUUCCUCGACCAGACCUCGCUACGGAGCCACACGAACCGUCCGAGGUGGAGCCCAGUCUGGGACAGAAGGUACCCACGGAGGGACACUCCGAACCGAUCCUGUUGCCCUCUCGGCUCCCAGAGCCGGCAGGGGGCCCCCAGCCGGGAAUCCUGGGGGCUGUAACAGGUCCUCGGAAGGGAGGCUCCCGCCGGAAUGCCUGGGGAAAUCAGUCAUAUGCAGAACUCAUCAGCCAGGCCAUUGAAAGCGCCCCGGAGAAGCGGCUGACACUCGCCCAGAUCUACGAAUGGAUGGUCCGCACGGUGCCCUACUUCAAGGACAAGGGUGACAGCAACAGCUCGGCAGGAUGGAAGAACUCCAUCCGUCACAACCUGUCCUUGCACAGCAAGUUCAUCAAGGUUCACAACGAGGCCACUGGCAAGAGCUCUUGGUGGAUGCUGAACCCCGAUGGCGGCAAGGGUGGCAAGGCACCCCGCCGCAGGGCUGCCUCCAUGGAUAGCAGCAGCAAGCUGCUCCGGGGCCGCAGCAAAGGCCCUAAGAAGAAGCCAUCUGUCCUGCCAGCUCCACCGGAAGGUGCCACGCCAAGGAGCCCUCUGGGCCACUUUGCCAAGUGGUCAAGCAGCCCUUGUCCUCGAAAUCGAGAAGAAGCCGAUGUGUGGACCACUUUCCGUCCACGAAGCAGUUCAAAUGCUAGCACCGUCAGCACCCGGCUGUCGCCAAUGAGGCCGGAGUCUGAGGUGCUAGCAGAAGAGGAAAUGCCAGCCUCGGCCAGCAGCUAUGCAGGGGGGGUCCCUCCCACGCUCAGUGAAGAUCUAGAGCUACUGGAUGGGCUCAAUCUUGCAUCUCCCCAUUCCUUGCUCUCUAGGAGCGGUCUCUCCGGCUUCUCUUUGCAGCAUCCUGGGCUUGCUGGCCCCUUACAUAGCUAUGGUGCCUCCCUCUUUGGCCCAAUAGAUGGGUCUUUGUCAGCAGGAGAAGGGUGCUUCUCAAGUUCCCAGUCUCUAGAGGCUCUGCUCACCUCUGAUACACCACCACCUCCUGCUGAUGUUCUCAUGACCCAGGUAGAUCCUAUCCUGUCUCAGGCUCCUACACUUCUGUUACUGGGAGGAAUGCCUUCCUCUAGCAAGCUGGGCACAGGAGUCAGCCUGUGUCCUACGCCGCUAGAGGGUCCUGGUCCCAGCAACCUGGUUCCCAACCUUUCUGUGAUGGCACCACCUCCAGUCAUGGCAGGCGCUCCCAUCCCUAAGGUCCUGGGAACCCCUGUGCUCGCAUCUCCUACUGAAGAUUCCAGCCAUGACAGAAUGCCUCAGGAUCUGGAUCUCGAUAUGUAUAUGGAGAACCUGGAGUGCGACAUGGAUAACAUCAUCAGUGACCUCAUGGAUGGUGAGGGACUGGACUUCAACUUUGAGCCAGAUCCCUGAGUCACAGCAAGAAGCUUUGUCCCCUGCUUCGGAGGUGGAGGUGGAGCCGGGCCUGUCCUUAUCCACUUUUCCCCCUUGAGCCCUCCCCAGGAGUUUGGGACCCUACUUUAGAGCUAAGGAUUGGUAGCAACACACUCAAGUGUUGAGGAAAUUACUAAGAUAGAUCUAUGACAUGUAGGGAUUGUGGAGGAGGGUGAUAGGGGGAAGGAGGGAAAAGGGCUUUUUCUCACUGUGCCAAUUAGGGGGUAAUUAUGGUCCUUUCUCAGGGGCCACCAUUGAUUUCCCCAUUCCCACCUCCUAGGCCUGUAGCAGGGGCCAGCAAUGCUGUUGAAAUGUGAAGUCACCAGUGGCCUUAUUACCCUGCCUUUGGGAGCAGGAUUAUUAUUAUUAUUUUUUUUUUGGUAGAGAGUCUUACUAGAGCUGGGCCAGGCUGGAUUGAGCCUGGAUUUUUAUGCAGUGGGGUGGGUGGGUGGGGGGCCGGGGGACCUAAAAGGGCCAAGUUUUGAGCACUGGAGUGGCUCACCAGGCCAAAUCACUUUUGGAAGGAUGCAGAUAACAGACAGGCUUUUUAUAAACUUUUAAAGAAAUAUAAACACAAAUAUAGAGAUUUUUAACAGUGGUGAGGUGCUAGUGAUGGGGAGAAGGCUUUUUUUUCUUUCUGAAGGCUUUGUCAUAGUGACAUGAUACAAACACUACAGACUCUAUGGAGAGGAGACACAGGAAGCUAAGGAGAGGUGGUCAGCAAGAGUUUUAAGCAAAGAAACCUAAGUCAGGUCCCCACAUUCUGUGCACUUGUGCCUAGAAGAGCUGUUGUGGGGCAAGCACACUCUUAUUUGACCAGUGCAGGUUAGUGCUCCCAGAGAGAGCAUCCAAGUCCUGAAAUUGGCUUGGGGCCUGGGAGGGGCGUGAAAGAAGGAAGGAUUUAGGGUAGUAAAGUUAGGUACAGAGACCUCGCUGUUCAAGGCCUGGGACAGCUGUCCCUGCCCUUCUUCCCUGUUGUGGUCUGCCAGGGUUAUGUGGAAGGCUGUGUAGCAGCAAGCAGGGUUGUGAAGAGGAACAGGGAAGGGAGAGCUUGGCGAGUUUGGCUGAGGGUCUGGGAAAUGAGCAGGGAUGGGGGGAAUGGGGAUCAGGUUUACUAGCACCUGCCAGAGAGGCCAUCUGGGGCUCCUCCACCCCAGCCCCCAAGCAGCCCCUCCCCCAGCGCCUUUGCAUUGUCCCCUCCCCCACUCCUGCUGUGGGUUCCCAUCAUUUCCUGUGUCAGCGCCUGGCCUACCCAGAUUGUAUCAUGUGCUAGAUUGGAGUGGGGAAGUGUGUCAAAUCAAUAAAUGAGUUCAAUAAAUGUCUAUAAUCAGA